UGCAUUGGAUCAGUUGAUAGACAUUUUCUGGAUCUCAGUAUGUCGAGUAAUCUGACUGUGUGUGGAGUAUGUGAAUACCGAAACAUCAGCAAACCUUCAGUGGUCUGGUGUUCAGAAUGUGAUGAAGGACUUUGUGAGGGAUGUAGAGAGCAUCAUGCUGCUUCGAAGGCGACUAGAAUUCAUAGUAUUGUUCUACAAUCCGAUUACCAGAAUUUACCUUCUGAUAUAUUGAAAAUCACCAACACAUGUUCAGAACACGAUGAAAAAUACGUUAUAUUUUGUAAGAAGCAUGAUAGUCCAUGUUGUAGUCGAUGUGUCGUUGAAACACAUAACGAUUGCAAAGAUUUAAACGCGAUAGAUGACGUCAUUAAGGAUGUAAAAUCUUCAAGUGCAUUCUUAGAGAUGGAACAAAUGUUGACAGAACUUUCAGAAAAUUUACAGAGAAUAAGAAAAGAUCGACAAGAAAACAUUAAAAUUUUACGAGAGAACAGGACAAACAUAGAAAAAGAAGUCCAGCAGACAAGAAGCCUGAUUAACAAUCAUCUUGAUAGGUUACAGGAAAAUUUGAUAAAAGAGUUGUAUGACGUUGAGAAAAAUGAAAACAAAAUCAUCACAAACAUAAUAUCAUUAAUAGAAGAGAAAGAAAGAGAAAUUAUCAAAAGUCAAACUAAUUUAGAUAAAGUUAAAAAGCAUGCAUCAGACCUCCAGACGUUUCUGGCUUUGAAGCACAUCCAACGAGAUGUCAGUAACAACGAACAAUUUAUGGAAUCGUUGAUAAAGGAAGAGAAAUUGAACAAUGCAUCUAUUUCUUGGAAAAAUGAAAAUGCUUUAGAGAUUUUACCUAACCAAAUCAAGAAGAUGGGAACCAUAAUUCUAGAUACGAAGGCAGGUGAAGCAACAUUAACAAACAGGAAAAACCAACAAGCUCAGAUAAUGCUGCCAAAUACAUAUGUUCCUACCAUUGAUGAUAUAACACUUACUUUAAAACAGACCAUGAAGACAAUAGGAAUUGAUAUCACAAGUUGCUGCUUGUAUGAUGGCAGGAUGAUUUUCUCCUGUUUUAAUAGUGAACAAAUUUACGUCCUGAAAACCAACGGGUCUUUAGAUUUUACAUUGAAUCCUGGAUCGCAUACUUCGCAUAUAUACUAUAUUGAAGAAAGCCAAAAACUCCUUGUAGCACCUGGUCAUGACUUCACCUGCAUUACAAUUAUUAACAUGAAAAAUAGAAAAACUGAGAAAUCUAUUAAAGUUGGAUCAGAGAUUUAUGGAAUUGUUCACAAAGAUGGAAAUGUGUUCUAUAAUGGAGGCAGUCGUGGAUUAUGUGUUGUAGGUUUAUAUGACGACGACUCUAUAACACAGCUAGUUAACGUUAGAUUGUCUACAUAUAGUAGCAUUGUCAUGUGGUCAGAUAAUCUUUACUUUAUAACCUAUGAUGAUACAGUAUCAUGCUGUGAUCUCCAAGGGACAUUGAAAUGGAAAUUAGAGCAGAAAAAUAUUUUUACAAAGGCUCGAGGUAUAACAGUGGACAAUUAUGGACGUGUUUACGUAUCGUGCUAUGGAUCUAACAUGGUCGUCGUUAUUUCACCAGAUGGAACCAAACACAGGGUGUUGCUGUCAAAGAAAGAUGGUAUUAAAAACCCACAAGCUUUGUGCUUCGAUCAAAAAAGUAACAAGUUACUUAUUGCAAACAAAUGCAAUGACGCAUUUCUUUAUAACGUUUCAAAAUGA
This is a messenger RNA of Mytilus trossulus (common blue mussel), 1728 nucleotides long. RefSeq lists its product as uncharacterized. The record is from RefSeq and is a predicted model, not a curated record. Gene Ontology annotation, molecular function: zinc ion binding. NCBI's taxonomy places the organism in Eukaryota, Metazoa, Mollusca, Bivalvia, Mytilida, Mytilidae. The transcript has 2 exons. The coding region runs from base 40 to 1728 and encodes 562 amino acids.